UCCACCAAAGAAAAGACUGGAUUUUCAGUAGGUUGAAUCACUUUGUCAACUAAAAAGACACAAAGCAUCAUGGUUUCGCCAAAUCACGUGUGUUCUCGCAAACAUAAAAAUUUUACUGAAUUGAAUCCUGAAGAAAUAGAAGAUAUUUCAGAAUCUGUGGAUGAACUUCGUGAAAGAUUAUCGAACGCAAAACGAAUGAUGAAAGAACAAAGUGCUCAUACAUUGAACGAUAUCACUGGAAGUAAAAGAAAAAGAAGUGGAACUGAUGUGCUUGAUGGAAAUUUACUUUCAAUAAUAUUUGGUGGUGUAUUUAUUGUUGUUGUAAGUGCUAGUCUAUGGGCUUUUUAUAAUCUUUAUCAUGCAGUACUCAAAAAAUUCCCAUCUCAUCAUACAGAAUUAUAG
Messenger RNA from Chelonus insularis, 402 nucleotides. RefSeq lists its product as uncharacterized. Bases 70 to 402 code for a protein of 110 amino acids. The transcript has 2 exons. Lineage: Eukaryota; Metazoa; Arthropoda; Insecta; Hymenoptera; Braconidae. The record is from RefSeq and is a predicted model, not a curated record.